AUGGAGAGAGGAUGGGAACUAAACAUCGAUAUAUCUUCAAAUUGUCCCCGGUGUGGUUCUUGUAACACAAAAUUUUGCUACUACAACAACUACAGCUUGACACAACCAAGGUACUUUUGCAAGGGCUGCUGCAGAAUGUAUUGGACAAAAGGCGGAUCCCUCAGGAAUGUACCCGUUGGUGGUGGCUGCAGAAAAAACAGAAGGGGAAAGUCCUUAUAUAUUAAGGCUUCCACUGAUGGUGUCCAGUCAAGAAGUUUGGCUCAUGGGAAUCUCCCAAAUGGCUCAUUGGGUCAUUCGUAUGGGGCCGAAGGGAGUUCCUCGUUUGAGUCCACUAGCUCGUCGUCAAUGAAGCCUGCUGGUUCACAGAUUGAUCUUGCACUUGUUUAUGCAAAUUUUUUGAAUCAACAGCCUGAUUCCAAGACGACAGGGUUCGAGUUGCCUGAAUUGCCUGAUUCAAGUUUGGAGUCUUUGAGUGUGUCAAACACAUGA
Molecule: messenger RNA, 489 nt
Organism: Juglans regia (Persian walnut)
Lineage: Eukaryota; Viridiplantae; Streptophyta; Magnoliopsida; Fagales; Juglandaceae
Product: dof zinc finger protein DOF3.5-like
Biological process (GO): regulation of DNA-templated transcription
Molecular function (GO): DNA-binding transcription factor activity; DNA binding
Source: RefSeq, a predicted model, not a curated record